Messenger RNA from Cercocebus atys (sooty mangabey), 408 nucleotides. RefSeq names its product leukemia-associated protein 2-like. The transcript is spliced from 4 exons. NCBI's taxonomy places the organism in Eukaryota, Metazoa, Chordata, Mammalia, Primates, Cercopithecidae. The record is from RefSeq and is a predicted model, not a curated record.
GCAAUUCUUACCUUUCUUACCUAUUUGAUGAAGAUGUCUUUUGAAAGGUGUACUGCAAGGAACAAAAUGUUUGUAAAUUCUGCUUUUACCAAGGUAAAGAUCAAAUUUUAUAAAUUUACUUUUUUGUUUAUACAAGGAAGAAUAACUUCAUAUAUUGAAUAUAUUCAAAAGUUUAAACAUUUAAUUGUAUUGCCCUAUUUAAGGAAAAUUGAAAUAUUUGAGAAGUGGAUAAUUACUGUACCUUCCUCAUGAAAAAAGUUUUAUUUAAAGUGUUAUUUCUCAUUGAAUACUAUCAAAAAGGAAAAAAAAAUGACCUAAACUUUUGAGAUAGAUUUGGCUCUAGUAAGUAUUCAGAUAUAUCACUUGCAUAUCUGGGAGAAGAAAUAAGAGACUAUCAUCAAUACAUUC